GAAGAUAUUUUUGUUGUUGUUGAGAAUUUUAAAAGAGAUUGGGUAAAGAGGAAAGAGAGAAGGGGGAGAGGAAGAAGAGAGAAGGAAGAGAGAACCGAUAGAGAGGGAGAAGAGGGAGGAGGAAAUGAGAUUUUUUUUAGUUUUAUACCAUGUACAACUUGUGUGUGUAUACUUAGCAUUUUCCUUAUAUUAUUAUGAGGAGGCCACACACAUAGGGUGACAUAGAGCUCUUCAAAAUGGUCUGUCAAGGAAAUGAAAUUGAUUUGGUUAUUCGCAUACCUGCUAUCAUGCUCCCACAAGAUGCUGACAAAAGCUUGAUACUUGAUAGACAAUAUUAUGAACAAGUCAGAGGUUUCUGUGCAGCUGUAUUCUCCAAGGCGUCCAGUGGUUGAUGUAGCUGAAUCUAUUUAGGAAAUUCUCCCAAAAAUGAAUAGUCCAUGUAUGCAAAAUCUGCCAAAUUAAACGAUUCAAAGUGAUUGGGCCAAAGUGUCUGAUUCGGUCCAAUUCAUCCGAUCGAUCAUCUCUUCCUACUUCCCAUCCAGACGGUCGUACGCUAUAUUGCUUUCUCAGCUUCCAUGUCAUUUUUGCUCUUUCCCUUUCCGACGCAGUCUACACCACGCCGUUCGUCUAAUGUCUUAGUCGAUUAUUGCUAAACAGAAUCAUUUGCCCUCUUCCUGUACCUUACGAAACAGAAUCAUUCAUUCAUAGAGUGUUGAGCUGGAGGUCAUGGAAUUGAAAAGUACAGCUCCUUUCUGCUGUGUUCCUACAUUUUUUGUACUGUCAGUGGUCUUGUUGCUCUUGUGCGGCUGUGAUCGGAUUCAAGGUGGUGAUAUAGUUCACCAUGAUGAUGUAGCUCCAAGGAGAGCUGGCUGCGAUAACAAUUUUGUCCUGGUGAAAGUUGCAACCUGGAUCAAUGGUGAGGAGGAGAUGGAGUUUGUAGGAGUUGGCGCUAGAUUUGGCCCAACCCUGGAGUCAAAAGAGAAGCGUGCCAACCAAAUAAGACUUGCUAUUGCUGACCCACCUGAUCUGUGUAGCAAACCGAAGAAUAAGCUUACUGGCAAGGCCAUACUAGUGCAUCGUGGAAAUUGCAGUUUCACUACCAAAGCUAAUGUUGCAGAUGAUGCUCAUGCUUCAGCUAUCCUCAUUAUAAACAACCAAACAGAGCUCUUCAAGAUGGUCUGUCAAGGAAAUGAAACUGAUUUGGUUAUUCGCAUACCUGCUAUCAUGCUCCCACAAGAUGCUGGCAAAAGCUUGAUAGACAAUAUUAUGAACAAGUCAGAGGUUUCUGUGCAGCUGUAUUCUCCAAGGCGUCCAGUGGUCGAUGUAGCUGAAGUAUUUCUGUGGCUUAUGGCUGUUACAACCAUUUUAUUUGCAUCAUAUUGGUCAGCAUGGUCCGCCAGAGAAGCAGCAAUUCAGCAGGAUAAGCUACUAAAAGAUGGCUCGGAUGAAUACAGUGGCAUGGAGACCACACAAUCUAGUGGUGUAGUAGACAUCAACACAAUGUCAGCAAUUCUCUUUGUUGUCAUGGCCUCUUGCUUCCUGAUCAUGCUUUACAAACUAAUGUCAGUCUGGUUCCUGGAAAUUCUCGUGGUUUUAUUCUGCAUUGGUGGUGUAGAGGGUCUGCAAACCUGCUUGGUUGCCUUGUUAUCCUGUUGCAGAUGGUUUGAACAUGCUGCAGAGACUUUUAUUAAAGUACCUUUGCUUGGGGCCGUAUCAUAUCUCACUCUUGUUGUUUCUCCAUUCUGCAUAGCAUUUGCUGUUAUGUGGGCCAUUUUUAGACGUGUCUCCUUUGCCUGGAUAGGUCAAGAUAUACUUGGUAUUGCAUUGAUUAUCACAGUCCUCCAGAUUGUCCGUGUUCCCAAUCUCAAGGUUGGAACAGUGCUCCUUGGUUGUGCUUUCUUGUAUGACCUUUUCUGGGUCUUUGUUUCAAAAUGGUGGUUUCAUGAAAGUGUGAUGAUAGUGGUUGCUCGGGGUGAUAAAAGUGGAGAAGAUGGAAUACCCAUGCUGCUGAAAAUCCCACGGAUGUUUGACCCUUGGGGUGGCUAUAGUGUCAUUGGUUUUGGUGAUAUUAUUAUACCGGGUUUACUAGUAGCAUUUUCACUAAGGUAUGACUGGCUAUCUAAGAAGAGUCUCCGUACAGGUUACUUUCUCUGGGCAAUGAUGGCUUAUGGUUUAGGUUUGCUUGUAACCUAUUUAGCUCUCAACUUGAUGGAUGGACACGGGCAACCUGCAUUGCUUUACAUAGUUCCUUUCACUUUAGGAACAUUUUUGACAUUAGGAAAGAAAAGAGGUGAUCUCAAGCACCUAUGGACGAAGGGGGAUCCUGACCGGCCUUGUCCCCAUGUCCAACUCCAACCCGCAGAUUAAGUAAAUACCGCAAACAGCGAAUCUGAUCUGAUAUAGAGUGCAUAGAUAAGAAGUUUGUGAAGCACAUGGAUACAAGCGUCUUUGUAACAUGUUCUCAUUGAACUUGGAGUGUAUAAAUAUGAAUGUAUGUAUAAAUGUGGAUGUAUCUUUCUAAAUUCUAACUAACAAGAAUAAUUUAUUAAGAUGCACUAGUCAAACUCCAACAAUUGUGCUUGAAAGGAUCACUCUUCUAUAAAUUCUUCAGGUCUGUUAAAAACCUUAUAAACGCUGAAUGACAAUGUUUUGGUUUUACUUUCUAACUUAGAUGGCAG
This is a messenger RNA of Cuscuta epithymum, 2678 nucleotides long. Lineage: Eukaryota; Viridiplantae; Streptophyta; Magnoliopsida; Solanales; Convolvulaceae. The record is from the annotation of a GenBank genome assembly.